Jaminaea rosea is the source of this 1035-nucleotide messenger RNA. RefSeq lists its product as hypothetical. Bases 1 to 1035 code for a protein of 344 amino acids. Lineage: Eukaryota; Fungi; Basidiomycota; Exobasidiomycetes; Microstromatales. The transcript is spliced from 3 exons. The record is from RefSeq and is a predicted model, not a curated record. Gene Ontology annotation, cellular component: cytoplasm. Gene Ontology annotation, molecular function: glutathione transferase activity.
AUGUCAGGCACAAACGAUCAGACGCACAAGGACGGCAACACGAAGUGGGCCUCAUCAGACGGAGAGUUCCGCCGCCAGACCUCUUCCUUUCGCAGCCUUGUCCAGCCCAACUCGCCUCACCCGCCGGCGCGUAACAGGUACAAGCUCUUCGUGGCCCUCGCCUGCCCCUGGGCCCAUCGAGCCCUCAUCGUCCGCAAGCUCAAAGGCAUCGAUAAAGUCUCCGACCUCCUGCCGGUGUACGUAGUUGACUCUCUCCUCGGUCCAGAGGGGUGGUCAUGGAAGCCCUACGGCGAGACGCAUGACGAGCUCAAGGGGUUGGGCGUGCCCGGAACAGGUCCUCCUCCUGGGCAUGAGGAUAAGGUCAGGAUUAAGGACUUCUACCUCCAAGCGGACCCGCAGUAUGGCGCCCGCUCGACUGUGCCUGUCUUGUGGGACGAGGAAAAGAAGACGAUUGUUAGCAACGAGAGUAGCGAGUUGAUUCGCAACCUCAAUGAGGCUUUUGACGAGUUUGUGCCGGAAGAGUACAGGGGCAAGACGUACUAUCCUCAAGAACUCAGAAAGGAGAUUGACGAAGUCAAUGAAUGGGUGUAUAGCGAUGUCAACAACGGCGUCUACAAGACCGGAUUCGCGACGACGCAACAAGCUUACGAGAACAAUUUCGUUCCCCUCUUCAAGGCCCUCGACAAGCUAGAGGCCAUGCUAGCCAAGAAGGGAUGCAAAGAUAGCAAGAAGCCAGUCUACCUAGUCGGUGAUCAGAUGACUGAAGCUGACAUCCGCCUCUACACUACCAUCGUCCGCUUCGAUCCCGUAUACCACACGCACUUCAAGUGCAACAAGCAUCAGAUCCGCGACGAAGCCGUCUACCCGAAUCUGCACAAGUGGUUGCGCCACCUUUACUGGGGAGAUGAGGCUUUCAAGUCGACUACCGACUUUGAGAGCAUCAAGGCGCACUACUACCAGAGUCAUCCGGGCAACAACCCGCACAGGAUCGUGCCUAGUGGGCCGCUGCCUCACAUCAGAGGUUUGGAUGAGUAA